AUGCUGCUUGCGCUGAUCAUUGUCCAGUUUCUUGACAGUGCCUGGUCCUCGGGAACUCUGUCUUGCUUCCACCAGGGUGAGGGCUUUUUCCGUCACAGCCCCGUCCUGGUGGAAUGCCUUAUCGGAGGAGACACCACGUGCCCUGAGCUGGUGGGAAGCAACCCUCCACAAAGAAACUGGAAAGGAAUUGCAAUUGCGUUACUUGUUAUUCUGGUUAUCUGCUCCCUGAUUGUCACUUCGGUUAUCUUGCUGACACCAGUCGAAGACAACAGCCAGUCUCAGAAGAAGAAGAUUACAGUGGAAGAUUUGUUCAGUGAAGAUUUCAAAAUUCAUGACCCACAGGCUAAAUGGAUAAGCGAUACUGAAUUCAUUUACAGAAACCGGAACGGGUCUGUGAUAUUGCAGAAUGUUGAAACAAACAGGUCAACUGUGUUAAUAGAUAACAAAAUAAUUGUAUCCAUAAGGGCUGUUCGAUAUGAAGUAUCACCAGACAGAGAAUAUGCACUUUUUGCAUAUGAUAUCAAGCCGGAGUAUCAGCAUUCGUAUACAGCGUAUUACGUCCUCAGAAAACUGCCUUAUGGGGAGCCUCAGAAUUUGUACCCUCCUGAAGUCAGCAACACGAAGCUUCAGUACGCAGGAUGGGGACCGAAAGGACAACAGCUGAUAUUUAUCUUCGAGAACAACAUCUACUACUGUGCCAAGGUGGGGAAACAAGCCAUCCGUCUGGUCUCCACCGGGAAAGACAAAGUUAUUUUCAAUGGACUCAGUGACUGGCUAUAUGCAGAGGAGAUCCUGAAGACCCAUAUCGCACACUGGUGGUCUCCAGAUGGCACGAGAUUAGCGUAUGCAACCAUCAAUGACUCCAGAGUCCCCACUAUGGAGAUACCCAUGUACACCAAUGAUCUUUAUCCCAAAGUGAAAACAUAUCAUUAUCCAAAGGUUGGAACAGAAAAUCCAAGCAUUUCCUUGCAUGUCAUUGGCUUGAACGGACCUCCCCAUGACUUGGAAAUGACUCCUCCAGAUGAUCCAAGAAUGAGAGACUACUAUAUUACCAUGGUGAAAUGGGCGACCAGUACCAAAGUGGCAGUGAACUGGCUAAACCGGGCACAGAACGUUUCCAUCCUGACCCUCUGCGACGCAACCACCGGUGUCUGCACAAAGAAACAUGAAGAUGAGAGUGAAGCCUGGCUACACAGACAGAACGAAGAGCCUGUCUUCUCCAAAGAUGGCAAGAAGUUCUUCUUUGUCCGAGCGUAUCCUCAGGGAGGGCGAGGCAGCUUCUAUCACAUUUCUAUGUCGUCUUCUCAGCCCAACAGCAGCAGCGAUAAGUUGCAGAGCGUCACGUCUGGCGACUGGGAUGUGACCAAGAUUUUGGGAUACGAUGAAAAGAGGCAUAAAGUCUAUUUCCUCAGCACAGAAGAAUUGCCAAGAAACCGACAUUUAUACAGCACCGGCCUCGGAGACUCCAACAGGCGAUGUUUGUCUUGCGAUCUGAUCAACAACUGCACGUACUUCAGCGCAUCCUUCAGCCCCAACAUGGCCCAUUUCUUGUUGACCUGUGAAGGUCCCCGGGUUCCGAUGGUGAGCGUUUACAGCACAUCAGAUGUGCCGGUUGGGCCAGACGGGCAGUUUGUGAAAAAACUCUUUGAUCUGGAGUUAAAUGAACAAGUGCAGAAGAUGGUCAAUGAAAGGCAAAUGCCUCGAGUAGAAUACAAAGAUAUCAAGAUUCACGAUUACAAAUUGACAAUGCAAAUUUUAAAGCCGGCCAUCUUCAUGGAAAACAUGCAUUAUCCAUUACUUCUGGUGGUUGACGGAACUCCUGGUACCCAGAGCGUGACAGAAAAGUUUGAAGUGAACUGGGAGAGUGUCAUGGUCAGCUCCCACGACACGAUCGUGAUGAAGUUCGAUGGCCGUGGGAGCGGAUUUCAAGGGACCAAGCUGUUGCACGACGUUAAAAGGAAGCUGGGCGUUUUCGAAGAAAAGGACCAAAAGGAAGCUGUCAGACUAAUGACGCAAGACUCAUGUGUUGAUAAGACAAAAGUCGCCGUGUUUGGAAAGGACUACGGUGGCUACCUGAGUGCUUACAUCCUCCUCUCUGGAGAGGAGAACAAAGAGCAGCUCUUCAUGUGCGGCGCGGCUCUUUCCCCGCUGACGGACUUCAAGUUGUAUGCUUCAGCCUUCUCGGAAAGAUACUUGGGAUUACUAGGGAUUGAUAAUAAAGCAUAUGAGAUUACCAAACUCUCCCACAGAGUCAUGUCAACGAAAGACCAAAAGUUUUUGAUCAUCCACGCGACUGCCGACGAGAAAAUCCACUUCCAGCACACGGCUGACCUCAUUACUCACCUAAUUAAGGCAAAGGCUAAUUACAGCUUGCAGAUCUACCCGGACGAGGGCCAUUACUUCAAUUCCGCCCUGGAGCAGCACUUGUACAAGUCCGUCAUCAACUUCUUUGCGGAUUGUUUCAAAGUCCAGGACAAAACCCCAGUAGUUUCAACAAAAGAUGACGAGGAUGAGGAUUAA
This is a messenger RNA of Gekko japonicus, 2520 nucleotides long. It is a transcript of the gene DPP6, whose product is annotated as dipeptidyl-peptidase 6. Gene Ontology annotation, molecular function: serine-type peptidase activity; dipeptidyl-peptidase activity. The coding region runs from base 1 to 2520 and encodes 839 amino acids. Gene Ontology annotation, biological process: proteolysis. NCBI's taxonomy places the organism in Eukaryota, Metazoa, Chordata, Lepidosauria, Squamata, Gekkonidae. The record is from RefSeq and is a predicted model, not a curated record. The transcript has 26 exons.